Molecule: messenger RNA, 4108 nt
Organism: Symbiodinium necroappetens
Lineage: Eukaryota; Dinophyceae; Suessiales; Symbiodiniaceae
Source: the annotation of a GenBank genome assembly
GACAGCUGUGACGACGACGACGCUGAAAGAGAUCUGCACAGCCAGGAGCGGCUAUGUCUAUGUCUCGGAUAGGUAUACUUGGGCCACCAGUGGGCUGUUGAGUCUUGUUAGUCGAGUCGAGCUGUCCAGUCUGGUCUGGCUAUCGGUGCUGAAGGACGGUGGCGGUGUUUUGGUCAAGGCCAAAGCUCCACAGCCGUCAGAAGUCCCGUUCGUCACGGACAGCAGAGGCACACCCACGAGUGCAGGUGAUGUCUUUUGCAUGGCGACAGCGAAGCGACUUUGCCCGCAGAAUACGUUCGAGCAGUUUGCACUCAUGGUCAAUGAUCAUGAGGGAAGCCCCGACUUGGCGAGAGCUUUCCCGGCUGCUCGCGAAGCCGUCGUGCGUGAGGACACUGCUCAGAAGAACAACGAGGCCUUGCCGACAUUCUUGCCACAGAACGAGGUCAGCAAGAACACCGUCCAUGGUUACUUGAUCUACCGCAAGUACGGCCUGCUCACAUUGGGGCAGUUCACGAAGAUGUUUGGGAAGACGCCUCAGCAGCUGGGGCUCAACAUGGUCCAGCUCGCAGAUGGGAGCAAGUACUUCCUGAUAUCCCUGGCUUCUCCGCCACGAGCUGGAAUGUUUGUAAGUCUCUUUGUAUCACCCAACAUCAAGCCACAGGAGGGACUAUCCGAAGCGGCGCGGGACGGCAUUUCGAAAAUCAAAGUGUACAUCGAGAGCAGCCUGGAACGCCGAGAUGUGUUCUUGAACGGCUCGACACAACUCAUGCCGAAGCAAGGCAACGAUGUCUUUGCAUGGGUGCAGGACACCUUCGGCGACGGCAUGCCGAAGCUCACAUCGCUGCCAAAGACAGCAGAGCAGGUCGGGGCUCUCGCCGCACGCUUGGAGAACGAGCUGUCGGCCCAGAUCGAAGAACAGCUGCAGGACGAGCUUGCGGAGGAAGCUGAGCUUGACCCGGAAGCCCAAGCACGAGUCCUGCAGAACUCCUCCCUCUUGGAUGCCAUGCAGUUUCACGGAGAGCGGCCCAGCAAGAAAAAGAGAACUGCUGCCGCUACCGCCGCAGCAGCUGGGAAGACCACUGCUGCGGCUGCGCCUCCAGCGACGAUUGCGGCGGGUUUGGCUUCCGGUUCCUGCCGUCCUCCGUCGGAGAGUCCCGCCAUCCUGGACACUGGCUCAGUGACGUCCGCGGGAUCCAAGAAGGCGAAGAAGCUGGAUUCUGAACUCAGCAGCCUGGAUGAGGACAUGCAGAAAGUGGCGCAAUUCCACAUUGAGCACGGGAGCAAGUCUGGAUCCGUCAAGUCACAGGGAAAUCUUCGCAUCGAGAACUUUAUGUCACCGACGCAGGGCCAUGACGGAGGACACGCCCUCCCGGCCGUGCCUCGCCUCAGCUGUUUUGGUCCUGGUCCGGGUCCUGGUACCUGGUACUGGCACUCUGGUACUCGUAGCAAUAGCAGCAGCAUCAUUGAGAGGACCUAUGACCUAUUGAACCUAUGGAAUCUGUUGAACCAAUGGCACUGGGCCAGGAAGAUCCGUGACAACAUGGUGAAGUACGCCGGUGACUCCCAGCAGUAUCGAUUGCUGUGCUCCCGGAUUCGGAGCUGCGAAAUGACCCAGAUGCUCGCGGUAAACUCGGCCCAGACUUUGGUGGAAGCAGAAGAUGCAGAUGAACGCAUGAAGCUAAUCGAGCCCCUGUCCCCGUCACUCACAUGGUCCCUCCAAGCCAAGCUGAGUUUGAUGAAUGCCAUUCGCAUUUUCGCGGCCUUUGUGAGCGACAUCGAGUCCACUCACGGGGAGCUGAGCCAACAGCAGCGAGAGAGCAACUCGCAGGUCAUCGUGGACUGUGUGCUUCCUAGUUUGACCAAGGCUCCUUGGCAGUACGAUGCACCUUGCCUCGGCUGCCUGCUGAAUGAAUGCAUGCAGAAGUUGGAGCACACGACAGAGUCCAUCGCCACGGGCAUGGAAGAGGAGGCAAAGGCGCAGGCGGCAAUGGACGCUGUGGUGAACGAGUGUCAGAAGAUGUUGCAGGAUGCCGGAACUAUGCUGUUGGAGUUUAUGGGCUGCAACUACUUGUUCCAGGUCUUCAAAGCAAUUCUAAAUUAUCGGCCGGGCCUGAGCGUUUUCAUCAUUACCAUGCUUCACGGCCUGUCUGCGGCGAAGGAAGCGGUUCAGGCCUUGAAGGAACGGGACGUGGAGGACAUGCUCUCCGAGUCAUGGGGGAAUCUGAAUUCCACGCUUGAUCGAUGUGAGAAGAUGAUGAGGCUUAUAGCCUGCGUCUUGGCGCUAGAGGUGCCGGAGUCCAUGAAACCGAUCACGAGUUCGGAUUUCACCUGGCUGAUCGAGAAGGCGCCCGCCACUUUCCCAGAAAAGACAUUCCGGGAUGUUGUGGACUCCGAGGCCGAUUGGAGGGCUGUCUGCAAAGACAUCGUGCGGACUGCCGCCAGCACAACAAGAUUGCAGCCGCAGCUUCUGAGAACAAUGUCUUCACUCGAGCAGCUCAGUUCUGGGCAGGUGCCCUUCACAUCAGACCGGCUGGCAGGUCUUCACGAUGAGAUUGUGGAGCUGGGUCAGGGGCUGCGACAGGUGCAUGUGCAAGGUUUGAACCGGAAAGCAAGGGAUGUAUUCUGCGAUCAGACCCAGAAUGUCCUGGGUGGCUCCGUCAGCGGGGUGAGAAGCCGUGAUGUGGAAGCGUUGCUGAAAUGCUUGAGCAUCUUCAAGGACGAAAGCAGCGUGCCCGACAUCAUGAAGGAGCUUCAGGACUGGGCCAACGAUAGUGCCCAAUCCAUGGCUCUCGUAGACCUCAAGGACCUUGCCGCUGUGUCGGAAACAAACGCUUUGGCCGACCUCGCAAAAGUCCAGGCGAUCAUGCCCCGAUUGCGCAAGCUUCAGAGUGACGAGAAGACGGAGGACAUCUACGAGGCCCUGCUCUCGCUUGUCGUGUGCUGCUUCCGCACACUGCUGAAGGAGGUGAAGGAGGAGCAGGGGCGCUUGUCACAGACGACGAUGAUCAAAAGAUUGGGGCUCAUCGAUGCUUUGGCGGGACUGGUCUUUGAUGCGCAGGACAUGCGGGCGAAGGCGAUCAAGACUCAUGGCACGGUGCUCAAGUCAGGCGCCGCCCUCGCACGCUCGAUCUUCGAUUUCGAAAAGACGGGCAAGGACGUGGAAAUGAGGUUCUCUCGCGACAAAUCCAAUGCGGCCCUGCUGGGUGUCCUCCGGACCUCAUGUGUUUUUCAGCAGAACGUUGUCCAGCUCCGGACUGCGUUCGAGGCGCUGGCCGCGAGCAUCCAGAAGGAGAUGGACACAGGAGCGGAACCGAGAGCAUCGCAGCAGCAUGAAGGAUCGGCCACAGAAGGGUUGGCCACAGAGGAGGCGGAGCCGAUGGACUCGGAGGUUGAUCCCAUGAAUGCUUUGGUGGCCGUGGAGACUAGUGUCAAGGACCAGGACUCAGCUCCCAAGGAACCCGUCAGAGUCCAGAUGCUGACAUUGGAGUUGCUGGCGGUUGACAGUCCAGGAUGCUUUGCUGGACACCUCACAAGUGACGUCAUUGUGGAUGGCAUGCUUCGUGUGUUCAGUUCACUCGAUGAAAGCUUGAAAAGGCGAUUGAAGGAGCUGGACUCCGUGCUCAGCAAGGUCAUCGGGGAGAAUGACUGGAAGAAGAGCAUUGACAAUCGCAGCUCCGCCACCGCAGUGUUGGAAAUCGCCUUGCAGACAAUCGUCGCUUUGCCUCAGCGUGGAGCAGCUUUGGGCAAGCUGCUCGACUCGAUCAGCCAGGAGACCAAAGAGACCUCUGACACCGUGGCCUUCUACGAGUCGUGUCAGGCAUCCGCUUUCAGCAAGCACGAGCUGGAUGCGAGCCUCGAGGACAUCAAAUCCACCUGCACCGAGUCAAGGCGUUUGCUUUUGGAUGGCCGUGUGAUGAUCUUCGCCGAACAGGUGAUUGCACUUGCACUCAAGUUGCCCCAAGACGAGGUAGUCAAGGCAAAGCGAGUGCUCGAGGAUGUGCAUGCCGCCACCGUCGGCAAAAAAGAUGGCUUGGAUGAGAACAUGAUCCAGCCUGCGCUUUGGUCUGCGGCACAGCAGCUGAUGGGCACAAAGCCCGGCAGCGCCUGA